This is a messenger RNA of Salvelinus namaycush (lake trout), 2265 nucleotides long. Its product is annotated as solute carrier organic anion transporter family member 4A1-like. Gene Ontology annotation, cellular component: membrane. The transcript is spliced from 12 exons. The coding region runs from base 1 to 2265 and encodes 754 amino acids. Gene Ontology annotation, biological process: transmembrane transport; sodium-independent organic anion transport. Gene Ontology annotation, molecular function: protein binding. NCBI's taxonomy places the organism in Eukaryota, Metazoa, Chordata, Actinopteri, Salmoniformes, Salmonidae. The record is from RefSeq and is a predicted model, not a curated record.
AUGCCUAUCCUACUCAAUGCCGACGCCUCCUUCAGCUCCAAGCAGGAGCUGCUGGACCUCCAGGACAGCCCCAUGGGCCCCUCCCUAGAGACACCCAGCCCCGUGGACUCUCAGGAGGACAGCCCAGUGGGCUUAGGCCCCGGCAGCGCCGCUGGAAAUGGCCCCACCCCACUGCCUGGACAGCUUUACACGGGCCUAGCACCCGCGGAGACCCCACUGGGCCUCACAUUCAUCCCCGCAGACUCAGAAGGGCUGUGUGGCUGGGGGGCUCUGACGCCCCGAGUCAUCCAGACCUUCAACACCCCUCGCUGGGUACUGUUCUUCCUGUGUGUGGCCUCCUUCCUCCAGGGCAUGAUCAUCAACGGCUUCAUCAACACCGUGGUGACCUCCAUAGAGAGGCGCUUUGACCUGCGUAGUUACCAGACCGGGCUCAUCGCCAGCUCCUACGACAUCGCUGCCUGUGUGUGCCUGGCCUUCGUCAGUUACUUUGGUGGGACGGGGCACAAGCCUCGCUGGCUGGGCUGGGGGGUGCUGGUCAUGGCGCUAGGAUCUCUUGUGUUCGCCCUGCCUCACUUCACCACUCCCCCAUACCAGGUAAGCAUGACUGAGCGGACAGGGGUGUGCACGGGGAACCGUACCAGCCCGUGCCAUGAGAGGGAGGGCGGGGGCCUGUCCAGCUACCGCUUUGUCUUCAUGCUGGGCCAGUUCCUGCACGGGGUGGGAGCCACGCCCCUCUACACUCUGGGCGUCACCUACCUGGACGAGAACGUCAAGUCCAGCUACGCUCCGGUGUACAUCGGGAUCUUCUAUACAGCAGCCAUCAUGGGUCCAGCAGCAGGGUACCUUCUAGGAGGAUACUUCCUCAACAUCUACACAGAGAUCCACAUGAUGACGGAGCUGACUCCAGAGAACCCUCUGUGGGUGGGGGCCUGGUGGAUUGGCUUCCUGGCAGGAGGCGCAGCAGCGCUGGUCGUUGCCCUGCCCAUCCUGGGUUACCCACGCCAACUACCAGGCUCUCAGAAGUAUGUGUCCAUGCGUGUGUCUGAGGCCCACCAACUGAAAGAUGGCAGUCAGGCCAGUGCAUCAGACCCUCAGUUUGGGAAGUCAGUGAAAGACAUGCCUAGGUCAGUGUUGCUCCUGCUGAAGAACCCUCCCUUCCUCUUCCUGUGUCUGGCGGGGGCCACAGAGGCCACCCUCAUCGCUGGCAUGUCCACCUUCGGCCCCAAGUUUCUCGAGUCUCAGUUCAGCCUGAGUGCGUCUGAGGCAGCCACCUGGUUUGGCUACAUGGUGGUACCCGCGGGUGGGGGGGGCACUUUCCUGGGCGGCUACAUCGUGAAGAAGCUGAACCUCCGUUGCCGUGGCAUCGUUAGGUUCUGCAUGGUGUGUGCCGUCAUCAGUCUUCUUGCCAUCUUCAUCUUCCUCAUCCACUGUCCCAACAUCCCCAUGGCCGGGGUGACUUCCCCCUACCGCAGCAACCUGCCACCAGGCCAUCAGUACAAUGAACAGUACUAUGAGCCAGUCCGCAACAGCUCUUGGUUGGGGGACAACCUGAUGGUGGGCUGUAAUGCAGACUGUCACUGUUUACGAGAGCUCUAUAACCCAGUCUGUGGAGCCGACGGUGUGAUGUAUUACUCCCCUUGCCAUGCAGGCUGCAGCACAAUCAACCACACAGAGGUCUCCACAGGUAGACAGGUGUACUCGGGCUGCAGCUGUGUGGUGGUGGGGAACGUCACAUCGGGGCAGGAGGGUCUGGCUCUGGAUGGGAAGUGCACCAGCUCCUGUAGUCACAUGCCAGCCUUCCUCACCUUCCUCUUCAUCGUCAUCUUCUUCACCUUCCUGUGUAGUAUCCCCGCCCUCACUGCUACCCUCAGGUGUGUCCCAGACAGCCAGAGGUCCUUUGGACUGGGAAUCCAGUGGAUCGUGGUGAGAAGUCUAGGUGGGAUCCCAGGCCCGAUAGCGUUUGGCUCUGUGAUCGACAUCUCAUGCCUGCUGUGGCAGGACCAGUGUGGAGAGCAGGGCUCCUGCUACCUCUACCAGAACUCUGCCAUGAGCCGCUAUACACUGAUCGCUGGCAUCAUCUACAAGGUUCUUGGCACGAUGUUCUUCCUGCUGGCCAGUGUUCUGUACAAGCCCCCUCCAGAGUCGCCCCAGAGCAGCUGUGAGAGCACCGACCACGGGGCAGGGAACAGCGGGGGAGAGACGGGGGACCUCUCCAUCAAGGACCUUCCGCCAAAAAUAAUCUCAAAUGUACACGCCAGGUUAUGA